Messenger RNA from Coniophora puteana RWD-64-598 SS2, 228 nucleotides. RefSeq lists its product as uncharacterized. The annotation marks the transcript as partial. The record is from RefSeq and is a predicted model, not a curated record. The transcript has a single exon. Lineage: Eukaryota; Fungi; Basidiomycota; Agaricomycetes; Boletales; Coniophoraceae.
GUACCGUGCUUUGAAGGGCUAUUCCCUGCUCCUCAUGACAAAACCAUACAGGAACUUCUCUAUGUGAUGUGCUAUUGGCACGCACUUGCCAAACUGCAUCUCCAUACUGAGUCAACUCUCCAGAUCAUGGGUGGUGUUACAGUCUUUCUUGGACAGUGUUUACAUUACUUUGCCAAUGAUCCAUGCAAUGAUCCAUGCAUGCAGACUCUUAAAGCAGACUGGGAAUAA